Aspergillus niger is the source of this 480-nucleotide messenger RNA. RefSeq lists its product as uncharacterized. Bases 1 to 480 code for a protein of 159 amino acids. The transcript is spliced from 3 exons. Gene Ontology annotation, biological process: regulation of DNA-templated transcription. Gene Ontology annotation, molecular function: DNA-binding transcription factor activity, RNA polymerase II-specific; zinc ion binding. The record is from RefSeq and is a predicted model, not a curated record. NCBI's taxonomy places the organism in Eukaryota, Fungi, Ascomycota, Eurotiomycetes, Eurotiales, Aspergillaceae.
AUGAAUGGCAAAUCAAUCACUGGGUGUCUCAAGGCGAUAACAUAUCAUGGCCUUCGUCAACUCAGAAUAGGAUACAGACGGCACAUCAAGGCAUCCCAUGCUGCCUGUUUCCGCUGUCGAGCCAGAAAGGUGAGAUGCGACCGAGUGCGGCCUCGGUGUUUGAUGUGUGAGAAGCAGAAGCUCGACUGUGAGCGCCCAUCGAACCCACCGCGCCUGCGUUGGCUACCUCCUCGCACUGGCCUCAUCCACGAGACUGCCUGGGAAGAGCUAUCUGCACGCAGGAAGCCUUUGUUUAGCGGCAUUACCUUGAGGGGCAUAAACCCGACAAUUUUACAGUCCUACGUUCAGCAGACGAUUCAUCAUCUCUCUGAGUUCGACAAGCAGAAGCAAAUAGCUGGGGGUCGAUCUUCGAAUACAUGCUGGCCGGGAUUUGUCGCAGCGUGUAAAGCCAUUGAACCUCAGACGAGACAGGCCUACUAG